Molecule: messenger RNA, 855 nt
Organism: Symbiodinium natans
Lineage: Eukaryota; Dinophyceae; Suessiales; Symbiodiniaceae
Source: the annotation of a GenBank genome assembly
AUGAUGCAGCACAUGGUGCGAGCUCAUCGUCACAACAGCCAGUGCGACCAUGCGGGGCAUCUACCCCAAGCUACGCUCUUUAAGGGUUUCCUGUGGAUGUUCGACGCGCGGGAGACCGACCCCUUCGCGCUGGAAUGCAGCCCGGCGCAAGCUGAUGCUGCAGCUUUGGACUGGCGAUCUGUGACAGUUGUAGAUCUGGCGUUGGAAGUUGGCGCCGAAGUCUUUGUGCAGACUGUACAGGCACUCGUGGCCCUCGCGGCCUUCGGCCAUCCGCGUGCCAUCCGCUCAACACCCGCCCGCAGGAAUUCCGCGCUGCGUCAGCACAAAGGUGACCCAGAGAAGGCUGCCGCCGAGGCUAUCGAAGAGGACGAUAGCGCAGAGCUCCACGAGCGGCUGCUUCGACUGGUGCCCGUCAUAGGACUGCCAGCGUCGUUGCUGUACCCGCUGUGGACACUGCUUCGCAGGACCUGCCUCGUUGCCAGCCUCUUUGGACAUGACCUGCAGCAGGAGGCCGUGUUGGCCGAGGUCCUCGUCGCCGCUGGAGGACUCGGAACAGUGCCCGCAGCAGAGCGGCGUCUGGAGAUUGCCGCCAAAGCAUUCUGGCAGCGCAUCGCCGGGCGCUGGGCAAAGUCCUUGCCUGUGGCAACUCUCCUGUCGGAGAUUCUCGACGUCCAAGGCAAUGCUGCCAAGCUGGUUUUGCAGCAUUUUCGCAAUGGACCCGGUGUGCAGGACUUCAGCCAAGGGCUCGAUCCCGAGCCGACGAUGGCCGACAUCUUGCAGCUGCUCCGUGACACCGGGAGGCAAACUCUGGAAGCAGCAGCCGGUAUGUCCAGGACAUGGCGUCCCGAGGCAUGA